GCUCUCGAGGUGUCUGGAGGCCUAGUGACCCCUGGACCCAGGAGGCCCAAGGAGCUGGAGGUGACCCUGAGGCAGCAAGACCCCAGAGGAAGGGUGCAAACCCUGCGGACGACUGUGCGGUACCCCAGUCUGGGCUCCUGUUAGGAGGGGGUGCCUGUGUCCAGGCAGCGGCUCAGAGGCAGCUGCUCCAUGCAGAACUGAAGCUGGUCCUGCAGCAGAAGGGGGAGAGGAAGCAGGAGCCUGGGGCCCAGGUGACUCCCAGAGGUGCCAUGGAGGCCAGGAGCCGGAGUGCUGAGGAGCUGAGGCGGGCGGAGUUGGUGGAGAUCAUCGUGGAGACCGAGGCGCAGACCGGGGUCAGCGGCAUCAACGUCGCAGGCGGCGGCAAGGAGGGAAUCUUUGUCCGCGAGCUUCGGGAGGACUCGCCCGCGGCCAGGAGCCUCAGCCUGCAGGAAGGGGACCAGCUGCUGAGCGCCCGGGUGUUCUUCGAGAACUUCAAAUACGAGGACGCACUACGCCUGCUGCAAUGUGCCGAGCCUUACAAGGUCUCCUUCUGCCUGAAGCGCACUGUGCCCACCGGGGACCUGGCCCUGCGGCCUGGGACCGUGGCCGGCUACGAGAUCAAGGGCCCACGGGCCAAGGUGGCCAAGCUGAACAUCCAGAGUCUGUCCCCUGUGAAGAAGAAGAAGAUGGUGAUGCCCGGGGCCCUGGGGGCCCCUGCAGACCUGGCCCCUGUUGACGUCGAAUUCUCCUUUCCCAAGUUCUCCCGUCUGCGUCGGGGCCUCAAAGCAGAGGCUGCCAAGGGUCCUGUCCCAGCUGCCCCAACCCGCCGGCGCCUCCAGCUGCCUCGGCUGCGCGUCCGGGAAGUGGCGGAAGAGGCCCAGGUGGCCCGGCUGGCCGCUGCUGCUCCUCCCCCAAGGAAAGCCAAAGUGGAGGCUGAGGUGGCAGCAGGAGCCCGCUUCACAGCCCCCCAGGUGGAGCUGGUUGGGCCCCGGCUGCCAGGUGCUGAGGUGGGUGUCCCCCAGGUCUCAGCCCCCAAGGGGCUGGGAGAGGUGGCCCUCCACCUGCCAACCCUUGGACUAGGUGCCCCAGCUGCACCUGCUGUGGAGCCCACAGCCGUAGGGAUCCAGGUCCCCCAAGUGGAGCUGCCCACCUUGCCCUCGCUACCCACCCUGCCCACGCUCCCCUGCCUGGAAACCCGGGAAGGGGCUGUGGCAGUGACGGUGCCCACCCUGGAUGUGGCAGCGCCUACCGUAGGGGUGGACCUGGCCUUGCCGGGUGUGGAGGUGGAGGCCCGAGGAGAGGCACCUGAGGUGGCCCUAAAGAUGCCCCGCCUCAGUUUCCCUCGCUUUGGGGCUCGAGCAAAGGAAGUUGCUGAGGCCAAGGUGGCCAAGGACAGCCCCGAGGCCAGGGCAAAGGGGCCUAGACUUCGAAUGCCCACCUUCGGGCUUUCUUUGCUGGAGCCCCGGCCUGCUGCCGCCGAAGCUGCUGUUGAGAGCAAGCUGAAGCUGCCCACCAUCAAGAUGCCCUCCUUUGGCAUUGGGGUCUCGGCCCCCGAGGUCAAGGUGCCCAAGGGGCCUGAGGUGAAGCUCCCUAAGGCUCCUGAGGUGAAGCUCCCGAAGGUGCCGGAGGCAGCCCUCCCAGAUGUGCAACUCCCAGAGGUGGAGCUCCCCAAAGUGUCCGAGAUGAAGCUCCCAAAGGUGCCAGAGAUGGCCGUGCCCGAGGUGCGGCUCCCAGAAGUACAGCUCCCCAAAGUUCCAGAGAUGAAGCUCCCUGAGAUGAAGCUCCCGAAGGUACUCGAGAUGGCUGUGCCCGAGGUUCAGCUCCCAGAAGUACAGCUCCCCAAAGUUCCAGAGAUGAAGCUCCCCGAGAUGAAGCUCCCGAAGGUGCCUGAGAUGAAGCUCCCGAAAGUGCCCGAGAUGGCCGUGCCCGAGGUGCAUCUCCCAGAAGUACAGCUCCCCAAAGUCCCCGAGAUGAAGCUCCCCGAGGUGAAGCUCCCGAAGAUGCCCGAGAUGGCUGUGCCCGAGGUGCGGCUCCCCGAGGUACAGUUGCCAAAGGUCUCAGAGAUGAAAGUCCCCGAGAUGAAACUCCCCGAGAUAAAGCUCCCCAAGGUGCCUGAGAUGGCCGUGCCUGAUGUCCACCUCCCGGAGGUGCAGCUGCCAAAGGUGUCGGAGAUGAGGCUGCCGGAAAUGCAGGUGCCAAAGGCCCCAGAGGUGCAUCUGCCAAAGGUCCCAGAGGUGAAGCUGCCCAAGGCCCCGGAGGUGCAGCUCAAAGGGGAACAGGCAGAGAGGGUGGAAUUUGGCUUCAAGCUGCCCAAGAUGACCAUGCCCAAGCUAGGGAGGGCAGAGUCCCCAUCACGAGGCAAGCCGGGUGAGGCAGGGGCUGAGGUCUCUGGGAAGCUGCUCACGCUUCCCUGUCUGCAGCCGGAAGUGGGCCCCGAGGCUCGAGCGGGUGUCCCCUCUCUCACACUGCCCUCCGUGGAGCUAGACCUGCCAAGGGUCCUCAGCCCGGAGGCGCAGGUCCCAGCAGCCGCCGUGGGCAAGGUGGAGCGGCCAGAGGGCCCUGGGGGAGCCGCGGGGGUCGGGGAGGCGGCCUUUCGGAUGCCCUCGGUUGAAAUCGCCCCUCCGCAGCUGCCCUCGGGGGAGGUGGAGGUGGAGGGGCGGCUAGAGGAGAUGGAGAUGAAAGUCAAGCCCUCCUCCAAGUUCUCCCUGCCCAAGUUUGGACUCUCAGGGCCCAAAGUGGCCAAGGCCGAGGCCGAGGCGCCCGGGCGGGCCACCAAGCCGAAGGUGUCCAAGUUCACCAUCUCACUCCCCAAGGCCCGAGCGGGGACUGAAGCCGAGGCCAAAGGGGCAGGAGAGGCGGCAGGCCUGCUGCCCGCCCUCGAUCUGUCCAUCCCGGAGCUCGGCCUGGAUGCCCAUCUGCCCACAAGCAAGGUGGAGGUGGCAGGGGCUGAUGUCAAGGUCAAGGGGCCCAGGUUUGCCCUGCCCAAGUUUGGGGUCAGAGGCCGGGACGCUGAGGCGGGAGAACUAGCGCCAGGGGUGGGCGAGUUGGAGGCCAAGGGCUGGGGUUGGGAUGGGAAGGUGAAGAUGCCUAAGCUGAAGAUGCCCUCCUUCGGGCUGGCUCGGGGGAAGGAAGUGGAAGUCCAGGGUGGGCGCGUCAGCCCGGGAGAAAAGCCAGAGCCCACGGCAGGGCCGCUUAAGAUCCCCGAGGUGGAGCUGGUCACCCUGGGGGCCCAGGAGGAAGGCAGGGCCGAGGGGGCAGUGGGUGUCGGUGGAGUUCGGCUGUCAGGCCCGCAAGUGUCCACGACCAGACUGGCAGGCGCCGAGGGCCAGGAGGGGGCGCUGAGGAUGCCCCUGGGCAUCUCCUUGCCCCAGGUGGAGCUGGCCAGCUUCGGGGAGGCCGGCUCAGGCGCCACCCCGGGGCAGCAGGUCAAGGGCGCGGCCCCUUCAGCAGAGGGCACAGCAGGCUACAGGGUCCAGGUGCCCCAGGUGACCUUGUCUCUGCCUGGAGCCCAGGUGGCAGGUGGGGAGCUGUUGGUAGGUGAGGGCGUCUUCAAGAUGCCCGCCGUGACAGUGCCUCAGCUUGAGUUGGACGUGGGGCUGGGCCGAGAGGCGCAGGUGGGUGAGGCGGCCACAGGUGACGGUGGCUUGAGGCUGAAGAUGCCCACACUGGGGGCCAGAGCUGAGGCCGGAGAAGAGGGGCCCGGAGAGCAAUCCCCGGGGGCCGAGCGCACCUUCCACCUCUCCCUGCCGGAUGUGGAGCUCUCACCGCCCGCCGUGGGCAGCCACGCUGAGUACCAGGUGGCAGAGGGUGACGGGGAGGCGGGACACAAGCUCAAGGUGAGGCUGCCCCGGUUUGGCCUGGCUCGGGCCAAGGAGGGCAUUGAGGAGGGUGAGAAGACCAAGAGCCCCAAACUCAGGCUGCCCCGAGUGGGCUUCAGCCAGAGCGAGGCGGUCACUGGGGAAGGCUCCCCCAGCCCCGAGGAGGACGAGGAGGAGGGUGGCGGGGAGGGGGCCUCUGGGCGCCGAGGCAGAGUCCGAGUCCGCUUGCCCCGCGUGGGCCUGGCUACCCCGUCCAAGGCCUCUCGGGGACAGGAGGGCGAGGCAGCCCCCAAGUCCCCCGGCGGGGAGAAGUCACCCAAGUUCCGUUUCCCCCGGGUGUCCCUAAGCCCCAAGGCCCGGAGUGGGAGCGGGGACCACGAAGAGGGUGGAUUCCGGGUCCGGCUGCCUAGUGUGGGGUUUUCGGAGACAGGGGCUCCGGGCCCUGCCAGGAUGGAGGGGGCUCAGGCUGCAGUGGUCUGAAGCCGCAGGGCAGAGGGAGAGUCCCCUCCCCUCCUCCCGUUCCCACCUCCUCCUUGUUUUGUGUGUGAGAUAACUAGCACUAACCCUCAGAGGGCCGGGAGGUGGGUGACUGUUGGGACAGGGCGGGGGGCCUCGUGCCCGGCUCAUUGGCAGGAGUACCUGUAUCUUGCCAAGCCAUGUGAAUAAAGUAAUCCCGAGAUA
Messenger RNA from Nyctereutes procyonoides (raccoon dog), 4499 nucleotides. It is a transcript of the gene PRX, whose product is annotated as periaxin. Lineage: Eukaryota; Metazoa; Chordata; Mammalia; Carnivora; Canidae. Gene Ontology annotation, biological process: regulation of RNA splicing; peripheral nervous system myelin maintenance. The record is from RefSeq and is a predicted model, not a curated record. Gene Ontology annotation, molecular function: protein binding. The transcript has 7 exons. Bases 270 to 4298 code for a protein of 1342 amino acids. Gene Ontology annotation, cellular component: cytoplasm; nucleus.